AUGAAAGGGGAGAAGGGUCAUCUUCUUGAUGUUGAUAAAAAAGCAGAAACAGGAAAAAUAUUAGAGAAAGGGAAGGAGAUUGAAAAUGGAUGUAGAGUGGGCAAUAAUAGGGGGAAUGUUGCUUUUAUACACGAAGUGGAAGUUGAGAAGGGUGGUACAACUAAUAAGGACUUUUGUCCUGAUGUAUCUCUUCGUAGUCCUAAGUCAGUUAAAGGGAAUGAGAAGCGUUUGUCAAAGGAAAAGGGGGUGAAGCUGUUAAGGGAAAGUUUUGAGACCUCUUUAUUCUACGUUGAUCAUCAAUUUUCUUGUAGAAGAAAUGCUUCGUUUUUUGUUGAUGAUGAUAAUGGCCUUGUUAGGAAAACCAAGCUUCCAAAUAAGGAGUAUAGUUCUGAUAAAGGGAGCUUUGAGUGUUUGGAAAAUAAUGAAGAGUCUUCCGAAGAAUCUGGGGGUGAUGAGUCAGUUGAUUCAGAUCCUAACUUUAUGGAUACAUCUUCUAUAGAGGCAAUUAUUAGACAUGUGUCUAGAGGUAAAUUUCAAUCUCAAUAUAAAUGA
Ilex paraguariensis (yerba mate) is the source of this 552-nucleotide messenger RNA. NCBI's taxonomy places the organism in Eukaryota, Viridiplantae, Streptophyta, Magnoliopsida, Aquifoliales, Aquifoliaceae. The record is from the annotation of a GenBank genome assembly.